AUGUCAAGCUAUGCCAAGACAACAUAUGGAAGAAAGAGCAAAGAUGUUGAUGAAGCUUCCGCAAUUUACCAACCGAAACAGAGUGAUAUCACCGGUAAAAUCAUCAUCUUUACCCUUGUAGGGCUUUGCAUUCUGCUCUCCCUCUUCAUCAGCAUCGGUUUCUAUGUCAUAGCCAAGCCACUUCAAGCAAGCUUGACAUCCGUGGCUUUAAGAAACCUCAGGUACAACAACAAUACAUCAUCAUCAUCGCCUUAUUUCAACGCAACACUGGUUAUGGAAAUUAGAAUUGAGAAUCCGAAUUUCGGCUUCUUUGAGUUUCCCACAAGUAAAGGAGAUAUCUUGUACAACGGUCUUGUUGUUGGUGAAGUGAAGAUCAAUGGACAACGAGUGGCUUCGUAUAGUGCCGUAAGAAGAGAGGUUAGAACUGAAGUGAGUUACAGAGAGAACCAGGGAUCAUCUGUUUGGUUCAAGAACGAUGUAAAGAGAGGGUUAAUUAUCCUCAAGAUCGGAGCUAAACUGAGAGGUGAAGUACACUUGAAGGCUUUGAACAAGAGAACAGUUCAUUUGAAGUGUUUGAUGUACCUUAAUCUGAUAGAUGAAGUGAUUCAACGUUUGUGGUGUAAAUGA
Molecule: messenger RNA, 627 nt
Organism: Thlaspi arvense
Lineage: Eukaryota; Viridiplantae; Streptophyta; Magnoliopsida; Brassicales; Brassicaceae
Source: the annotation of a GenBank genome assembly